Molecule: messenger RNA, 1422 nt
Organism: Passer domesticus (house sparrow)
Lineage: Eukaryota; Metazoa; Chordata; Aves; Passeriformes; Passeridae
Gene: NDRG4
Product: NDRG family member 4
Exons: 17
Coding region: 130-1341 (403 amino acids)
Biological process (GO): signal transduction; positive regulation of ERK1 and ERK2 cascade
Cellular component (GO): cytoplasm
Source: RefSeq, a predicted model, not a curated record
GCACCUCGCACCGGCACCGGCACCGGCACCGGCUCCGGCUCCGGCUCCGGCUCCGCUCGCCCCCCGCGCCGGGGCCGCCGCCGCCGCCCCUCGCAGCCCGCCCCGCCCGCCGGGACCCGCCGCCCCGGCAUGAAGGUGCUCCGGCACAAGAUCGAGCUCCUGACAGGGCUGCUGCUGCAGGAGAUGACCAUGGCAGGGCUGCACGAGCUGCGCUUCACCGAGGAGAAGCCGCUGCUGCGGGGACAGGACGCCGAGCUGGACAACUCGGAUGUCUUCCUCUCCACUGUGGACACAGACUGGAAGGAACACGACAUUGAGACCCCCUACGGGCUGCUGCACGUGGUCAUCCGGGGCUCUCCCAAGGGGAACCGCCCGGCCAUCCUGACCUACCACGAUGUGGGCCUCAACCACAAGCUUUGUUUCAACACCUUCUUCAACUACGAGGACAUGCAGGAGAUCACGAAGCACUUUGUGGUGUGCCACGUGGAUGCACCAGGACAGCAGGCAGGAGCCUCACAGUUCCCUCAGGGGUACCAGUAUCCAUCCAUGGACCAGCUGGCUGCCAUGUUACCCAGCGUGGUGCAGCAUUUCGGGUUCAAGUAUGUGAUUGGGAUCGGUGUUGGGGCAGGAGCCUACGUGCUGGCCAAGUUUGCGCUCAUCUUCCCUGACCUGGUCGAAGGGCUGGUCCUUAUGAACAUCGACCCCAAUGGCAAAGGCUGGAUUGAUUGGGCAGCUGCCAAGCUCUCCGGCCUCACCAGCACGCUGCCAGACAUUGUCCUGUCCCACCUGUUCAGCCAGGAGGAGCUGAUGAACAACACGGAGCUGGUGCAGAGUUACCGGCAGCAGAUCGGCAGUGUGGUGAACCAGUUCAACCUCCAGCUCUUCCUCAACAUGUACAACGGCCGCAGGGACCUGGACAUCAACCGGCCUGGGACUGUGCCCAAUGCCAAGACGCUGCGCUGCCCUGUGAUGCUGGUGGUCGGAGACAAUGCGCCUGCUGAGGAGGGGGUGGUGGAGUGUAACUCCAAGCUGGAUCCCACCAACACCACUUUCCUGAAGAUGGCUGACUCUGGUGGGCUGCCCCAGGUCACACAGCCAGGCAAGCUGACCGAAGCCUUCAAGUACUUCCUGCAAGGCAUGGGCUACAUCACCCACCUGAAGGAUCGGAGGCUGAGUGGAGGCACAGUGCCAUCUGCCAGCAUGACCCGCCUGGCACGCUCCCGCACGGCCUCCCUCACCAGCGCCAGCUCCGUGGAUGGCACCCGCCCGCGUGCCUGCACCCACUCGGAGAGCACCGAGGCCAUGGGGCAGAUCAACCACACCAUGGAGGUAUCGUGCUGAGGCCCACGCCCGCCGCCGACGUCUCCCUCAGAGCCAUCUCCCAUCCGUCAGCAUCCCGCCAGCACCCACCCGCCCCGUGGA